AUAUAAGGGGUGCCCGGGUGCAGCUGCCGCCGCUACCGCUGCUGCAGUGCUGGGCGCGGGCCCCGGGAGGCUGUGCGCGCUCCGACAGACGGACUGACAGACCGACAGACGCCCUGCGCCCCUCGCUGCCAGCCGCUCGGCGCCCCGGGCUCGCCAUGCAGUCCGCCGCCGUCCUGGCGCUUCUGCUCUGCGCCUGGCAAGCCACUGCCCUCCCCGUGAACAGCCCUAUGAAUAAGGGGGACACUGAGGUCAUGAAGUGCAUUGUCGAGGUCAUCUCUGACACCCUUUCCAAGCCCAGCCCGACGCCUGUCAGCCAGGAGUGCUUCGAGACGCUCCGCGGAGAUGAACGGAUCCUGUCCAUCCUGCGGCAUCAGAACCUGCUGAAGGAGCUCCGAGACCUUGCUCUCCAAGGGGCCGAGGAGAGGGCGCGGCAGGAGACGCACAGCGGCUUCGAGGAGGAGCUCUCGCAGGUUCUGGACGCCCAGAGCCACCAGACCACGCCGCCAGGGGUGACGGAAGAGGCGGCCUCUAGGGACGCAGAGGCGAAGAGGGAGGACUCGAGGGAAGCACCGAGGAGCGGGGAAGCCGCAGACGGAGCCGGGCCCCAGGCCUUCCCAGCGCCCGGGCAGGACAGCACGGCGGACGCCAACAGCCCAGCCCUGGGGGAGGCAGAAGCCACCCUCACCCAGCCCCCACCCAGCCUCCCCGGCCAGAAACACCCAGGGCCGCAGGCCGAGGGGGACAGCCGGGGCCCCACAUGGCAUCCAGUGGACGGGGCCAGAGGGCCGAGUGCAAAGCCAGGGCAGCAGGCGAAGAGAGAAGAGGAAGGGGAGGAGGAGGAGGAGGAGGAGGAGGAAGAGGAAGAGGAGGAGGAGGCAGAGGCUGGAGACAAGGCCGGCCCUGCGCGGGAAGGCCCCACGGCAGCAGGUGGCCCGCACGCCAACCUUGGCUACAAGGAGGAACGGAAAGGCAAGGGUCGGUCCGAGGCUGUGGCCCAGGAUGGCGCCAGGAAGACUGGGGCUGAGCCCCCCGAGGGGCAGGAGGAGGCGGAGGAGCCGGCGGGGCCCCCCGGGGGUCCUUCCCUGGACGGGAAGGACGAGCAGGACGAGCCGCUCUCCAAGGAGUGGGAGGGAGCCAAGCGCUGGAGCAAGAUGGAGAAGCUGGCGCAGGAGCUGACGGCCGAGAAGCGGCUGCAGGGCGGGGACGGGCACGGGGACGAGCCCGACCGCUCCAUGAAGCUCUCCUUCCAGCCCCGCGCCUACGGCUUCAGGGGGCCCGGGCCCCAGCUGCGGCGGGGCUGGCGGCCGUCGGCCCAGGAGGACAGCGUGGAGGCGGGCCUGCCCCCGCGGGGCCACGGCUACCCGGAGGAGAAGAAGGAGGAGGAGGGCAGCGCCAACCGCAGGCCUGAGGACCAGGAGCUGGAGAGCCUGUCGGCCAUCGAGGCGGAGCUGGAGAAGGUGGCACAGCAGCUGCAGGCCCUGCGGCGGGGCUGAGCCGCAGGCUGGCGGGGCCGCCCAGGGCUCCGGGGCACCCCGUGGUCCUGGCUCUGCUGUCGCCUUUGCGGCUCCUGGUCACACAGCCCGGACACUGCUUCCAGCCGGGAGCCAGCCUCCAGGCCGCCGAAGCCCAGGCCCCGUCGCCCCCUAGACUCCCUUCCUCCCAUUCUCGACCCUGGAAUAUCCUUCCACACUGCACCCCCUCCCCAACUCUCAACGUCGGUUAUUCCUUCUCUGAACACGGGCAGCUUUCUAGAAGUUUCCUUCCACCAUCACCUCCACUGGGCACUAUUGCAAGAACUUCUGACCUUUGGGGAGAGCGGAGAGCGCCUGACUAAGAUAUUCUGCACAAGAUUAUCCAAGGAGAAUAAAUCUGUUCUGGGCUCUC
Oryctolagus cuniculus (rabbit) is the source of this 1884-nucleotide messenger RNA. RefSeq names its product chromogranin A (gene CHGA). NCBI's taxonomy places the organism in Eukaryota, Metazoa, Chordata, Mammalia, Lagomorpha, Leporidae. Gene Ontology annotation, biological process: negative regulation of insulin secretion; defense response to bacterium; negative regulation of catecholamine secretion. The record is from RefSeq and is a predicted model, not a curated record. Gene Ontology annotation, cellular component: chromaffin granule.